Messenger RNA from Truncatella angustata, 345 nucleotides. RefSeq lists its product as uncharacterized. The record is from RefSeq and is a predicted model, not a curated record. NCBI's taxonomy places the organism in Eukaryota, Fungi, Ascomycota, Sordariomycetes, Amphisphaeriales, Sporocadaceae. The transcript has 2 exons. The coding region runs from base 1 to 345 and encodes 114 amino acids.
AUGGCUACCGAAAUCACCAAGGCAACCUCCAACUGCUGUGGCAAGGCUUCCGGCGGCGAAUGUGUAUGCGCCAAGCAAGCAACAUGCUCCUGCGGAAAGGAGUCGGCACUGAACUGCUCGUGCGACAAGGCAGCCUAUGAGAACAAGCUCACUGGCGCACGUUGCUCAUGCCGUGCGCGCCCGGCCGGGGAGUGCAACUGUGACAGGUCGUCCAAGGAGAACGCAACCAUCAAGGGCGAGUCUUGCUCUUGUGGUGCAAGACCUGCCGACGCCUGCACUUGUGAGAACCCUGACACCAAGGGCGACAACAACGCCAACGAAAUUGACUUCACGACAAAGAAAUAG